GAGACGCACUCUGACUCUUCGUGGCCUUCCAGUGUAUCAGCGUGAGGAGUCUCUUGAGUUCUUCAAGACCUGCAAUUUUCAUCCCAUCCAUUACAUCCUCUCAGUCAAGGUCCCUACGUGACCCCCUUGCCAGUCAUUGGAUCAUCUGUUUUAGGGAGCAGCAAACAUCCGAGGCCAUCUGAACCUUUCCUGUGGAGUAGAGCCAACGACCGCAUGACUUAAUAAAUGGUGACAAACAUAAGCCAGAGCUCACAUCAGCAACAUUACCAGGACUCCUCUCGGCGAAAAGGAAUUGGGUGGGAGUUGGAGCUGAGUUUGGCUUUUACCACCAGUGUGGAGUUGAAGCCGUCCCUGUGCCUCGCAUAUACUCUGCAUAUCACAAGAUUUGGUCUCUCCUCUCUCUUUUCUGGAGCUGCUGUAGGACUGGCUAUGGCCACCACUACUUCCGGGAUCCGUCAUUUCAUUCGCCCACCGCUCAGCGCUGCGAACUGACUCUGUUUCUAUAAGCAAGCUAGCAGCCAACCUGCCAACACUCGCUGACACUCACUCAUCUCAGUCUCGCCAGAUAGACGAAAUACCUACGGGGGAAAGAAAGGAAAGAUCUGAAUCGCAAUCUCUUAAUUUCUACUGCUUUUUUUCUUUUUUUUCUUUUUUUACAGUGAUAAUAAAACAAGAUAGCGAUCUGGAGGCAUUAAAGGAGACGCGGACUUGCGGGAUGAAAACGGACUAAAAAGAUUCGUCCUUCUCUUGAACAUCAUCACCAACCGUCAUUCAUUCAUUACCUUGACAACCUCUGGCUUUGAUUGACAGCUGGAGUGGCAAAAAGCCAUGAGACACGACAGUUUAGUUACAUGCAGGUUGUUGAUGGGCCGAUUGUAACCUUCACUUUGGCGCAUUUUUUUAUUUUUUUUUUCCGAGGAAAGAGGGAAAACAAGAAAAAUUGCAAAACUCCCUGAUGCUACGAUUUCAACUUAACCACACUGGCGAAUAGGAGAAUUCGCAAAGUUGGUUGAAAAGGGAAUCUUGCCACUAAAUCACUUUCUAACCGGGACUGGGAUAUUAAAUAUACGACAGAUUCAGGAGUUUAUUGGAGCGCAGCCUGAUGGCGCAAAGGCCUCCGCGACAGUCGUGAAGCAGUUUCACAGGAGACUCCAAACUAAUUCUCUCUUUUCACCCACCAAACUCUCAUACCGGGAUCACCAAAGUUAUAAUGUUUUUGUACGAUGAGCUGGCCCAUUACGGUGGGAUGGACGGAGUCCCGGCGUCGAUGUACGGGGACCCGCAUGGUCCCCGGCCGCUUCCCCAGGUCCACCACCUGAACCACGGACCGCCGCUGCACGCCAGCCAGCACUACGGAGCACACGCUCCUCACCCAAACGUUAUGCCCACCAGUAUGGGCUCUGCUGUCAACGACGUUUUAAAGAGGGAUAAAGAUCAAAUUUAUGGUCACCCUUUAUUCCCACUGCUCGCACUGGUUUUUGAGAAGUGCGAGUUGGCGACGUGUACUCCGAGGGAGCCCGGCGUAGCAGGCGGCGAUGUCUGCUCCUCAGACUCCUUCAAUGAGGACAUUGCAGUCUUUGCCAAACAGGUCCGAGCAGAAAAACCUUUAUUUUCAUCAAAUCCAGAGUUGGACAAUUUGAUGAUACAAGCCAUACAAGUAUUACGGUUUCACCUCUUGGAAUUAGAAAAGGUGCAUGAGCUCUGCGACAAUUUUUGCCACCGGUACAUCAGUUGUUUGAAAGGAAAAAUGCCAAUAGAUCUAGUUAUUGACGAACGGGAUGGCAGCUCAAAAUCAGACCACGAAGAACUCUCGGGAUCGUCGACUAACCUUGCAGAUCAUAACCCAGCUUCCUGGAGAGACCAUGAUGACGCCACUUCCACACACUCAGCCGGCACACCGGGGCCCUCCAGCGGGGGACACGCUUCACAGAGCGGUGACAACAGCAGUGAACAAGGAGAUGGCUUAGACAACAGUGUUGCAUCGCCUGGCACAGGGGACGAUGAUGAUCCAGACAAGGAUAAGAAGAGGCAGAAAAAGCGUGGCAUUUUCCCCAAGGUGGCCACUAACAUCAUGAGGGCGUGGCUGUUCCAGCAUCUCACGCACCCAUACCCUUCUGAAGAGCAGAAGAAGCAGCUAGCCCAAGAUACAGGCCUAACCAUCUUACAAGUAAACAACUGGUUCAUUAACGCCAGGAGAAGAAUAGUACAGCCCAUGAUUGACCAGUCAAAUCGAGCAGGUUUUCUUCUUGAUCCUUCAGUGAGCCAAGGAGCAGCGUACAGUCCAGAGGGCCAGCCAAUGGGCAGCUUUGUGCUGGAUGGUCAGCAACACAUGGGGAUCCGACCAGCUGGUCUGCCAGGCAUGCCAGGGGAAUACGUACCUCAGAGCGGUCCUAUGGGCAUGAGCAUGGCCCCAACUACUUACACCAACCCUCAUCAGAUGACCUCUCAUCCUUCCCAUCUCCGACACGGACCCCCUCUCCACGCGUACCUUCCCGAUCACCACCACGCCCACCACCCUCACCACCCUCACCACGCCAUGCUGAUGCACGGAGGACCCUCGUCGCACCCAGGAAUGACCAUGUCUGCACAGAGAACCCCCUUGCUCACUCCUAUUGACCCCAGUACUGGAGGACAAGGCCUGGACAUCCAUGCCCAAUAGUAUAAGGGAACUUUGCUACCACGACAACAGCAGCUACUACAAGAAAACAGUUAAAAAGAAAGCAGCAGCCCACAAUAAAUCCUAUUUUGAGACUAUUUUUAACAAUAAAAAAUGAACCCUUUUGACCAGAAUUUGACACUAAAGAAACAGAAUUCCAGAUGAACUGUGAUAAUUCUUUUUUUUUUUUUUUUUUUUUUUUUUUAAACUUGUCAAUUUUGUUACUUUCAUCCAAACAGAGGACCAAGCUGACAAGAACACUUUGUAAAGUCUUGGGCUUUUGUUAAAGAUCAACAGAGGAUGUUUUGACAUACACGUGUGCGAAGAACGGACAGAUGCACACACUCCAAAACACACACUUUUCGCACACACACACACCAUCAUAAACAUCUUCAGUACACUUUCAUGUCACGCUUCUAAAAUAAAAUCACUCUGGAAGAUUUAAAAAAAAAAAGAAACAACAGAAAGACUCCAAGAGUUAUAACUACUGUAGUAUAAAAAGUAUAGAUAAAUAAGUUAAAACUUGUGCAUUUUUCGUUGAUCACAUGGUUUAUGUUUUCUGAGCUAGUUUUAGAAUUAAAGGUUAACCUUUUCUCUCUCACACUGUGUGUGCUCCUUCCUGGAGGAGAAACUGUCUCGCAGCACAGCACUAUAAAAGAAAAAAAAAAAAAUCAAAAAAAAAAAAACAAUAAGAAGAUGGAACAUCUCAAAAAGGCUCCAAACCACAGAGGGCAAUCAGGUCCUGUCCCCCAUAAGAACAGGGCAUGAUGGGAAAAGGCUGCUAAAUGACACCGGAUCUCUCCAGAAGAUUCAGUUUGAACAUUUGUCAUGCCCCUCUUUUUUUGGCUCAUGAAUGAAUGUUGCCCUGUAGGUUUUAAAGGAAAAAAAAUCUUUGUUUGAAUUGCCCAAGCACUGGAUUGUGUUGGUUUUAUACAUUUUUAUUUUAAUAUUAUUUUAUUUUUUUGUACCCUGGACUCUCAUUGGUAAGAGCCUAUUGAAGGAAGCUUAAUAGUGGAAAAGCAACAUCCUACACAGCUUCUUUAUCUGCGGAUCAACAUUCUUGCCAUAAGGACAAUACUGACACAAACGUUGAUUCUGUGGCACUGGAGAAGCAUUUGAUGGUUGAUGCACCAAAAAACCUAAAACUAAAAAAAAAAAAAAAAGAAAAAAAAUCUUAAAUUAUGAACUCAAUGCUUUUGGGGGAAAAAAAGCUGAGAGAAUAUUGUAACAAACUUCGUACAGAGUUCAGUCUAUUAAUUGUUUCAUGUUAGAUAUUCUAUGUGUUUACCUCAAUUGAAAAAGAAUGUUUUUGCUAGUUUCAGAUCUGCUGUGGCAUUGAUAUUGUAUGUCCAUGAAUUCCUUCCUUUUUCAGCACGUGUUCCUCACUAGAUGAUAAGAUGCCGUCUCCCUUAAGCUUUGUCAAAAAUACAUUAAAUACUUGUAUGAGGACUGUGACGUAAUGUUUAAAAGGUGUUCAGUCACAAAUGCUGUAAUAAAUAUUUCAUUUUUGAUUUUGUUAGA
Thunnus maccoyii (southern bluefin tuna) is the source of this 4177-nucleotide messenger RNA. RefSeq names its product Meis homeobox 2a (gene meis2a). The coding region runs from base 1211 to 2659 and encodes 482 amino acids. The record is from RefSeq and is a predicted model, not a curated record. The transcript is spliced from 15 exons. Gene Ontology annotation, molecular function: DNA-binding transcription activator activity, RNA polymerase II-specific; RNA polymerase II cis-regulatory region sequence-specific DNA binding. Gene Ontology annotation, biological process: brain development; animal organ morphogenesis; embryonic pattern specification. NCBI's taxonomy places the organism in Eukaryota, Metazoa, Chordata, Actinopteri, Scombriformes, Scombridae.